Molecule: messenger RNA, 2696 nt
Organism: Labeo rohita (rohu)
Lineage: Eukaryota; Metazoa; Chordata; Actinopteri; Cypriniformes; Cyprinidae
Gene: fkbp10b
Product: FKBP prolyl isomerase 10b
Molecular function (GO): calcium ion binding; peptidyl-prolyl cis-trans isomerase activity
Source: RefSeq, a predicted model, not a curated record
AUCUUCCACGUUUACACAUCUGAACUCCUCCUACAGGAGCCCACAACUGACUGCACGAGCCUCAAUCACAGACUACAUUUUCUUUAAAAUGGUAGGGAGGAUUAUUUUGAGUUUACUGCUGGCGACAUGGUUCCCCGUGGACUGUAACCCAGGGCCUAUCGAUGAUAUUGCAAUUGAUCGAUACUUCAUUCCUAAGCGCUGCAUCAGAGAAGUGAAAUCUGGAGAUUUCGUGCGUUAUCACUAUAACGGCACUUUUACUGACGGAAAACUGUUUGACUCAAGCUAUGAUCGAGGGGUUGCAUUCUUUGGACAGGUGGGCCAAAAGUGGCAGGUCGCUGGUGUGGAGAAGGGUAUUCUGGGUAUGUGUGUGAGUGAGCGUAGGAAGAUAACUGUGCCCCCCCACCUGGCCUUUGGUAGCCAAGGAGCAGGUGAUAAAGUGCCGCCAGACGCAACAUUAGUGUUUGAUCUGGUUCUACUGGACAUCUUUAACAGGGCAGACCAGGUUCAGACCAAAGUCAUUAGUACACCUAAAGAAUGCAAGCGGUCGGUCAUGAGGACCGACUUUGUCCGUUUUCACUUCAAUGGGACAUUGCUGGAUGGUACUUCGUUUGACUCCAGCUACAAGCGUUCCCAGACACAAGAUUCAGUGGUUGGGGAAGGUUUGCUUAUAAAAGGCUUGGAUGAAGGGUUGCUGGGCAUGUGUGUGGGAGAAAUACGACACUUCAUCAUCCCCCCAUUUCUGGCAUUUGGAGAAAAAGGAUAUGGCACAGAUAUCCCUCCUCAUGCAUCAGUAGUGUAUCACAUUCUCCUGGAAGACCUCCACAACCCUAAAGAUGACAUCAUUGUGGAAGUCGUGGAAGCACCUGAACCAUGUACACGCAAGACUAUUGCAGGCGACUACAUUCGCUAUCACUACAAUGCUUCCUUCCUCAAUGGCAUAACGUUUGACUCCAGCUAUCAGCACAACCAGACGUACAACACGUACAUUGGAAUGGGCUACAUGAUCGCUGGCAUAGAUAAAGGCUUGCAGGGUGUGUGUACAGGAGAGAGGAGAAGAAUCAUCUUGCCACCUCACCUUGCAUAUGGCCAGCAGGGGGCAGGUAAGGACAUUCCAGGUUCGGCCGUGUUGGUCUUCGACAUCCAUAUAAUAGACUUCCACAACGUCAAAGAUCCUGUGCAGGUGGAGAUCACGCACAGACCUGAGGUGUGUAAUGAAACCAGUGAGGUGAAUGACUACAUUCAGUACCACUACAACUGCUCACUGCUGGACGGCACGCUGCUCUUUACAUCGAGGGACUAUGAGACCCCACAGGAUGUGGUGGUUGGAGGGGGUAAAAUAAUUGACGGCCUGGACGAGGCUCUUAGGAACAUGUGUGUAGGAGAGAGACGGACGGUCAUAGUGCCACCACACCUUGGACAUGGAGAGAAAGGAGCUGGUAUUGUCCCAGGGAGUGCAGUUCUGCGGUUUGAACUGGAGUUGGUGUCCCUGCAGAAGGGUGUUCCUGAAGGCUACCUGUUCAUUUGGCUUGAAGAGAGUCCGGUUCAGCUCUUUAAUGAACUAGACACCAACCAGGACCAGAAGGUCCCUUUAGAGGAGUUUUCACAGUUCAUCAAACAGCAGGUAUCAGAAGGGAAAGGUCGUCUUAAACCAGCUCAGGAUCCGGAUAGUGUCAUCGGGGAUAUGUUCAAGAACCAGGAUAGGAAUGCUGAUGGCGUGAUUACUCUGGAUGAACUAAAACUGAAAGUGGAUGAAGACACAGAAAAAAUGCGCCAUGAAGAACUAUGAAACAUGUUCACAAAAGCAUGUAAAUGUACAUGCAUUUAAAGAACAAAGCAACAGACUCGAUCCUGAGGCUGAAAACCGCACCAACAUGCUUUCCAGUAUUAAAAGUUUGUACAUUUGAUGGUCGCAUAUUUUUUUACUCCUAAAAAUGUUGGAUUUCAAAAAUGCAUUUGUGCCAUUGAAUAAAAAGUUCCAAACUAAAGUAUUUGCAAACAUUUUACUUUGAAAUGAAAUAUGAUGGCUACCCUUACAAAAAAAGAAGUAUAUUCAAGUGUGCUAUUAGUUUACUUCUUUUAGACUGAGAAUAAUAAGAGAAUAUACUUUUUAUAUAUUUGUCUAGCUUUUAUGUACUAAAUGAAAUUGUAUGUAAGUAUCCUUUGCUUACUGACAAUACAGAAAGUCUAAGUAUAUUUGGCCUAUACUUGUAAUUGAUAAUUUCAUCAAGUAAUUAUUCUAAGGAUUGGAAUUUUUUGGGAUUUUUUUUGUUUGUUUGUUUUGAAAGAAGUCUCUUAUGCUCACCAAUGCUGCAUUUAUUACUGUAUCACUAUAUUAUGUAAAUUUCCAGCAGCCAUUACAUCAGUCUAUAGUGUUACAUGAAAGAAAUCAUUCUAAUAUGCUAAUUAUACUAAUAUACUGGGGGUAGCCAACAUUGGCCCUGGAGAGCCAGAGUUCUGCAAAGUUUUGCUUUUUUUGCUAUAUAAGUAGUAAACUAUAAGUAUGAUGUUAAGUUCCCUUAAAAGACAAGUAUAUUUGUAGAAUGAAACUUUUAAAUCAGUAGUUUACUGAGAGCAUACUUCAAAGUGUACUUUCAUAAAUUAAAGCUAGUAUAUAGUCAAUAAACUAACAAGUUUCCUUUAAGUAUAUAUCUUAGUAGAGUUGCAAUACAAAUGCAAAACUCAAAGUAUACUACAGG